Molecule: messenger RNA, 1566 nt
Organism: Penicillium nucicola
Lineage: Eukaryota; Fungi; Ascomycota; Eurotiomycetes; Eurotiales; Aspergillaceae
Product: MFS transporter
Exons: 6
Coding region: 1-1566 (521 amino acids)
Biological process (GO): transmembrane transport
Molecular function (GO): transmembrane transporter activity
Source: RefSeq, a predicted model, not a curated record
AUGAAUAGCGCGAAUACCUCCUCCGUCGACGGGUCGACACCAAGAGCCAGCUCUCGGGAAAUCCACCGCGACGAUGAAAAACAGAUCGCACUAGACGAGACGAAACAAGACUCCGACCUGGAGAAAGGGCCGCCUAUACAAGUUGCCAGCGAAGAAAAGACAGACCUUGACCCUAACAUCGUCACCUGGGAUGGACCAGAUGACCCCGAGAACCCACUCAACUGGACAUCGAAGAAAAAGCUGAGAGCGACAUUAUCGAUUGCCUUGAUUACCUUACUCACACCUCUCGGCUCCUCGAUGUUCGCACCAGGCGUCCCACGACUAAUCAAAGACUUCGGCGUCACGAGUACCGAAUUAUCAGCUUUUGUGGUGUCAGUGUAUUUGCUGGGUUAUUGUUUCGGACCUCUACUGCUGGCACCUUUGUCUGAGAUGUAUGGUCGACAGUACAUCUACCACGGCUGCAAUGUUCUCUAUGUGAUUUGGACGAUUGCGUGUGCUGUUGCGCCGGAGAUUGGCAGUCUCGUUGUGUUUCGGUUCUUUGCUGGCUUUGCGGGUAGUUGUCCACUGACUAUUGGGGCUGGUUCUAUUGCCGAUAUGUUUCCGCAGGAGAAAAGGGGUGGUGCUAUGGCGGCUUGGGCCAUUGGGCCGUUAAUUGGGCCUGUGAUUGGUCCUAUUGCUGGAGCUUUCUUGGCACAGGCUAAAGGCUGGAGGUGGACUUUUUGGGUUUUGGCUAUGGCUAGCGGUGCAGUCUCAAUCAUAUCGAUAUUCACCAUUCGCGAGUCCUACGCCCCAACAAUCCUAGCCAAGAAGACAAAAAGACUCCAAAAAGAAACAGGAAAUAUGAACCUACGCUCGGCUCUAGAAAGUGAUCGCCCACCUCGAGAACUGUUCCUUUUUUCAAUCAUUCGCCCAACGAAAAUGCUCUUCAUGUCGCCCAUCGUCUUCCUGCUCUCUCUCUACGUCGGCGUGAUCUACGGAUAUCUCUAUCUCCUAUUCACAACCAUUACACCAGUAUUCGAAGAGAACUAUGGAUUUUCCCAGGGAAUCGUCGGUCUAACCUACCUAGGAAUUGGAAUCGGGUCAAUCGUCGGCCUUGUAGUCUUGGGACUUACCUCUGACCGUCUACUCAAUUACCUAUCAGCCAAGAGCGGCGUCAGAAAACCAGAAUACCGUCUCCCGCCGAUGAUCCCGGGGUCCUUGUUUGUCCCCGCGUCGCUUUUCAUGUAUGGCUGGUCGGCGUAUUAUCAUACGCAUUGGAUUGUACCUAUCAUUGGGACUUCAUUUCUCGGAGUUGGCAUGCUGAUUUCCUUCAUGACUGUCAGUACCUACCUAGUCGACGCAUUCACGCUCUAUGCUGCCUCCGCUAUGGCUGCCAAUACGGUGUUCCGUUCACUGGCCGGUGCAAUGCUCCCCCUUGCUGGCCCGAAAAUGUACCAAACACUCGGACUGGGCUGGGGGAACUCGUUACUUGGUUUUAUUGCUCUGCUGCUUUGCGGGCUGCCUGUCAUCUUUUGGCUGUAUGGUGAGCGUAUAAGAACCAGUAAACGGUUCCAAGUGGAGUUUUGA